CCCCCCUCCCCGUGCCGGGCUCGCGCUGCGGGACUCGAUUGACGCGCCGCCUCGCGCCGCCGCCGCCAUGCAGACCCCCGUGCUCACCCCGCACGUCUACUGGGCCCAGCGGCACCACGAGGUCUACCUGCGCGUGGAGCUCAGCGACGUGAAGAAUCCGGAAAUCGGCAUCACGGAAAACACCCUGCACUUCAGAGCCCGGGGCCACGGGGCCAAGGGAGACAACAUUUACGAAUUUCACCUGGAGUUUCUGGAGCCGGUGAAGCCUCAGCCGGCCCACAGGCUUACCCAGAGGCAGGUGAACGUGACCGUGAAGAAGCAGGAGAGGCAGUGGUGGGAGCGGCUGACCCGGCAGGAGAAGCGCCCGCUCUUCCUGGCCCCCGACUUCGACCGCUGGCUGGACGAGUCCGACGCCGAGAUGGAACUCAGAGCCAAGGAAGAAGAAAGGAUUAAUAAAAUCAGAACGGAGUCCAGGGUUUCAAACGACUCGUUCGUGACCUUGAAGAAGGGUUACCUGUUUAUGUACAACCUGGUGCAGUUCCUGGGCUUCUCCUGGAUUUUCGUCAACAUGACCGUUCGGCUCGUCGUCUUGGGAAAAGAUUCCCUCUACGACACGUUCCACUCCGUGGCCGACAUGAUGUAUUUCUGCCAGAUGCUGGCGGCGGUGGAGUCGGCCAACGCUCUGAUCGGAGUCACCCGCUCGCCGCCGUUGCCGUCCCUCAUCCAGCUCCUUGGGAGGAAUUUUAUUUUGUUUGUCAUCUUCGGGAGCCUGGAGGAGAUGCAGAACAGAGCCGUCGUGUUCUUCGUCUUCUACCUGUGGAGCGCGAUUGAGAUCUUCAGGUACCCCUUCUACAUGCUGGCCUGCGUCGACAUAGACUGGAAGCUUCUCACCUGGAUCCGCUACAGCAUCUGGAUCCCCCUCUACCCCUUGGGGUGCCUGGCCGAAGCCGCCUCGGUGAUCCAGUCCAUUCCCGUCUUCAACGAAACCGGAAAGUUCAGUUUCACCUUGCCGCCUCCCCUGAACCUCACCGUCAGGUUCUCGGCUUUCCUCCAGGGCCAUCUUAUAUUGUUAUUUUUAGGGCUGUUUGUGAAUCUCCGUCACCUCCGCAAACAACGAAGGCGACGGUUUGCCACGAGAAAGAGAAAGGCAAACUAGGCGCGGCGCUGGGAUUCCCCUCUCCGCGACUUCACCCUUCUUCGCCCUCAACGGUCACCCCUUCUCCCCCCUCGCCCCACCCCCCCCCACCGAGGCACUGUCACAGAAGCUCCCACCCCGACACCCUCCCCGGCUCACGGGGCCCGCUGACACUUCUGUAUCCGCCAGAAGACGUCAGUCGGUCCGGCCCCUGUACGUAGAGCCCACGCCCGCCCCGCCGUGCGGUACGGAACCCGGCCCGCGCCGUGGUUACCGAACCCGCGUGGGACCUACCCGAGCGGCGCGAGGAGCCUCCUCGGCCGCGGCCCCGGUGCCCCCCCGGGGCUCCCGGGCCGUUGGGCUCCGUGUAACCUUGGGCGGGGUCGGCUCCGGAGCGGCGAGGCGGGCCCCUGCCGCCGGCCCCGGGGAAACCGAGGCGGGCGGCCGGAGAUCGGCCGGGGGAGGGGGGCGGUGAGAUAAAGGCAGGGGUCCGGCCGGGCUUCUCCGCACCCCCUCCCUCACCGACCCGGCCAGGCCGGCCGCCCCGUCUCCGUUUUUUCCCACGUCCCCCUCGGGACGCGUCCGGAAGCCAUUCGGGUAACGACCGACCCUCUCCUUUCCUCCGACGGCCGGAGGGGAGAGCGAGCCUCUCCCGGCCUCGACCGACGGGACUUUCGUUGGUUUUUCCCGUCGUCGUCGUCCCGUUUUUUGAAAUAAGACGAAUCACACCGUCGGGCGUUCUGAACCCGGGGCAGGUGGUGGGCCUUCUUCCCCCCCCCCCCCGCCGGAACGGAAGGCGGGGCGGCGACCUCGGAGAGUCGCGGGCGGAGCCCCCGCUCCGCCGUGGCACGGCUAAGACUGACCGACGGGAGGGCUUUGGGCGCGAGGACCGCCCUCGCGUUCCCCGGGAGGCGGGGGAAGCCGGCCGGGGACCCCUCACCGGCGCAGACGGGGACGUGGGUCGGCCCAGCCGACGUCUUCCUCUCCAAGGGGCUCUGGAGUCGAGCCGCCGGGGCGGCGGCUGUAGAAGGACCGUCCCGUCCCCCGGCCCUCCCGGACCCCGGCCCGCUGACCGUUCCCUAGCACCCCCCCCAGCCGUCCCCCGACGCGCCCGGUCGCUCUCGGUGCACGGGCGACCCGCCCGGGUGAAACCCGUUUUUGAGGCCCAAGGACAGGAGGAUCUGAGGGUUCUGGAAAAGGGGAGCGCCGAGAGUCGGCCGCUCCGGGCGCGAGGAGUCCGAGUCCUUCGAGAGCGCGGCUGGGUAGCGAGGUGCGACGCUAUGACGACGACGUUAUUAGAGAAGCGCCGGGGAGCCGCGUCGGGUUUCCCCUGCCACGGGCCCGUUUCCCUUUCGUGCUUCCUCUCCCGUCCGGUCUGACCUCCGCCCCGUUCCGGCCCCCCCGUGACCCCGCAGAAAUCAGUCGGGUCCGCCUCUGGCCCCGUGAACCCCCCCCCCCCCCCCCCCCCCCCCGCCGCUCUCAAGGGUGCAACUCGUAUUCCGUGCGAUCGCCCCGUACUUACGGAACUUACUCGUCUCUGACAAGGCAACGGAGCGUAUUUCUAUUAAAAAUAUUUACAGUCGA
Messenger RNA from Ornithorhynchus anatinus (platypus), 2719 nucleotides. It is a transcript of the gene HACD3, whose product is annotated as 3-hydroxyacyl-CoA dehydratase 3. The record is from RefSeq and is a predicted model, not a curated record. Gene Ontology annotation, biological process: sphingolipid biosynthetic process; very long-chain fatty acid biosynthetic process; fatty acid elongation. Gene Ontology annotation, molecular function: 3-hydroxyacyl-CoA dehydratase activity. Gene Ontology annotation, cellular component: endoplasmic reticulum membrane. NCBI's taxonomy places the organism in Eukaryota, Metazoa, Chordata, Mammalia, Monotremata, Ornithorhynchidae. The coding region runs from base 68 to 1156 and encodes 362 amino acids. The transcript is spliced from 11 exons.